Molecule: messenger RNA, 702 nt
Organism: Lathyrus oleraceus (garden pea)
Lineage: Eukaryota; Viridiplantae; Streptophyta; Magnoliopsida; Fabales; Fabaceae
Exons: 1
Coding region: 1-702 (233 amino acids)
Molecular function (GO): nucleic acid binding; RNA-DNA hybrid ribonuclease activity
Source: RefSeq, a predicted model, not a curated record
AUGUACUUAGCAGUCCUAGAGGAUUCUAUGGGUUGCGUCUUGGGUCAGCAUGACGAAUCCGGUAGAAAGGAACAUGCCAUCUACUACCUUAGCAAGAAAUUCACUGAUUGCGAAUCAAGGUAUUCUUUGCUUGAAAAGACUUGUGGUGCCCUCGCCUGGGCUGCCAAACGACUAAGGAAGUACACGGUGACACACACCACUCUAUUGAUCUCCAAAAUGGACCCAAUUAAGUACAUAUUCGAGAAACUUGCUCUGACUGGAAGAGUUUCCUGUUGGCAGAUGGUCUUGACUGAAUACGACAUUCAACAUGUCACCCAAAAAGCCAUCAAGGGAAGUGUAUUGUCUGAUUACUUGGCCCACCAGCCAGUAGAGGACUAUCAACCGAUGAAAUUUGAUUUCCCUGACGAGGACAUUCUGUUCAUAAGGGAAUGCAAUAUUCCAGGCCCCGAGGAAGGCCCUAAACCAGGAUCGCGAUGGACACUCGCGUUCGAUGGUGCUUCCAAUGCACGAGGCCAUAGAGUAGGUGCCUUCAUUACUCCACCGAUAAGUUUUCAUCUUCUUUUUACCGCGAGAUUAUGCUUCGACUGCACCAACAAUAUGGCAGAGUAUGAAUCUUGUAUCUUCGGUAUCGAAGCAAUAAUCGACUUGAGAAUCAAAAUACUUGAGGUUUAUGGGGACUCAGCUCUCGUCUCAGUCAAGUGA